Molecule: messenger RNA, 968 nt
Organism: Lagopus muta (rock ptarmigan)
Lineage: Eukaryota; Metazoa; Chordata; Aves; Galliformes; Phasianidae
Product: zinc finger protein 239-like
Exons: 1
Coding region: 8-883 (291 amino acids)
Source: RefSeq, a predicted model, not a curated record
GCAGCUCAUGGAACCACUGGGAAAGGGUCUGGGAAAGACAGGGAGGAGCCCGUUGGACUUCAACGUAGGUCAAAGAGAGCCUGAAGAACCAAGGAACAAGAAUGUGAGCCAGCAGAAAAUGCAGAAUCCAUGCACUGAGUGUGGAAACAGCUUUGAGGAAGAUUCCAGCAUCAUUAACCACCAGUGCAUGCGCUCAGCAAUGAGCGCAAACAAGUGCUCCAAUUGUGGGAAGAGCUUCAAAUGGAGAUCCCACCUCAUUGUCCACCAGCGUAUCCAUACAGGAGAGAGACCCUACAGGUGCUCUGAGUGUGGGAAGAGCUUUACAAGCCAUUCUGGUUUGAUGAGGCACCAGCGCAUCCACACAGGGGAGAGACCUUACAAAUGUCCUGAGUGUGAGAAAAGCUUUAUAAGAAGUUGUUCUUUGAAGUUGCACCUCCGCAUCCACACAGGUGAAAAACCCUACAAGUGCUCUGAGUGUGGGACGAGCUUCACAAUGAGUUCUGAUUUAAAGAUACACCAGCGCAUCCAUACAGGGGAGAGACCUUACAAAUGUCCUGAGUGUGAGAAGAGCUUCAAAAGCAGUUCUGAAUUGAAGUCGCACCAUCGCAUCCACACAGGUGAAAAACCCUACAAGUGCUCUGAGUGUGGGAGGAGCUUCAAAAGCCGUUCCCACAUAACCUACCACCAGCGCAUCCACACAGGAGAGAGACCCUAUAAGUGUCCCGUGUGUGGGAAGAGCUUCAAAAGCGGUUGUGAAUUAAAACGCCACCAGUGCGUCCACACAGGGGAGAGACCCUAUAAAUGUCCUAUGUGUGAGAAGAGCUUCACAAGAAGGUCUAAUCUCAACACCCACAAGCACAUCCACAGUGCAUUCAGGCUGUAGAAGAAUCACAAGGUACGGAGAACCUUCAAAAGCAGUUCCAGCCUCAUUACCUACCACCACAGCCACACAAGAUACAGAGCCUGCA